Messenger RNA from Ipomoea triloba (trilobed morning glory), 1220 nucleotides. RefSeq names its product tRNA N(3)-methylcytidine methyltransferase METTL6. The transcript has 7 exons. Bases 37 to 1038 code for a protein of 333 amino acids. NCBI's taxonomy places the organism in Eukaryota, Viridiplantae, Streptophyta, Magnoliopsida, Solanales, Convolvulaceae. The record is from RefSeq and is a predicted model, not a curated record.
ACGUUCCAAGUUCCAACCCUUGAGAGUGGGGGAGAGAUGAAGGCAGCAGAAAACUACUAUUCCAAGGAUUUCGAAUGGGAGCAACUCAAGCAAGACGUAGAGAACGACCCGUCUCUUCUCUAUCACUUAACCCCUUACACUAACCCCGCCAUUGGAACCCAGGAUCUUCAUCCUCCUCCUUCUUCUUCUUUGCCAAAACAAGAUUCUGAAGCUUGGAAUACGUUUCAUACCCGUCAUUCUACCGGAAAAUUCUUUAAGCUGAAGAGUUAUCCUUCCACACAGGAGAGGCGCUAUUUGCUCAAGGAAUUUCCUGAAAUAGCCUCUUGCGAUGAAUACUCUAUAGUCUUGGAAGUGGGAUGUGGUAAUGGCAGUACUGCUCUCCCGAUUUUGCGUGGAAAUGAGGGCAUAUUUCUUUAUGGAUGCGACUGUAGCGAUGAAGCUGUUCAGAGGACUAAAGAGAAUAUAAAUGCUGCUAAUUUGGCAUCAGCAGAACAACGCUUCUACCUAUUCCAAUGUGAUUUUUCUGCAAGCAUGUUUCCUCAGUGGUUGAUAUGUAAUUCUUGUCGAGAAAGUUCAUUACCCGAGCGACGAGCUUGGUCGUUAGAUUCAAAUUGCAAUUGGAAGAGAUAUUUUCCGGAUCCAUCGUGCUUAGUGGGGAAUUCUUGUUGCAUCGGUGGUGUAGAUUUCCUUACCUUAAUAUUUACUCUAUCGGCCUUGCCUAUACAUAGGAUGCCGAUUGCCAUCCACGAGUGCCUCUCUGUUUUGAGACCGGGAGGCUUGCUCUUAUUCAGGGACUACGGCCUCUAUGAUAUGACAAUGCUCCGAUUUGAACCCGAACAAAGAGUGGGAUUCAGGGAAUAUAUGCGGUGUGAUGGAACCCGAUCUUAUUUCUUUUGUUUGGAGAGCGUCAGGGAUUUAUUCUGCAGUGCAGGCUUCAUUGAGGUCGAGCUCGAGUAUUGUUGUGUCAAGUCAGUGAAUCGACGAAACGGGAAGAGCAUGAAAAGAGUGUGGGUUCAUGGGAAGUUUCAGAAGCCAUGAUUCAGAUUUCUUGUUGAAGGUACUGGAGGCAUAAUGUUGCAGUAGUAAAUUAAAGAUGAAACUUCAUGGCCAGUACAGAUUAAGAAUCUUAGAUUUUGAUGAGAAAUGUGGUACAGAUUAACAGGAUUUUAAUUUUUAAGGUUUAGAUUGCCUUCCUAGAUUAAGGUUUCUCAGUUUUAUUC